AUGGGUAAUGCAAGCGCAAGUGUGGCAGCUGUCUCUGCAUUUAUGAGGCACAAGUUGUUCGCAGCCACUGAUGGCCACAUUGACCAUUUUACGGACCGUCUGGUAGAGAUGGCUGAUGAUCAAGAGCUAGAUCAGAUGGCCUUGAUGUCCUACUCCCUCCUGGUUUUUGUAUGCAAAAUGAGUGAUAAUAAACAUGUUGAAAAGUACAACAGUGUCAUCUCUGAAAAAUCAGUCGCCAAACCCACUGCAGCAAAACGGCUAUCCAAGAAUAAUAAACGCAAAAAGCGUAGAAAAAAUACACUACACAAGCGAGUGACUACAGAAAGGGAGAAAAAUGAAAAAUACCUUAAAAACCUUUCAGACAAUACAUUAACUGAUCACCAAGUCAGCGUGUUAGCAAAAGGGCUUAAAUUUAUUGAAACACCCGUGACAAAUGAAAAUAAGAUCAGGCAACAAUUGUUGCGUGACUUCGAACAAUUCGCUAGGCGAAUGAGACUUAGAUAUAUAUUCCACGGGAAUGACAAGGAACCACAUCCUUUCCACGUCAAAUCAAACUGGAUACCACCAGUACAACCUUCUAUUGCCCUUGAACGCUACUUCGAAAAUAUCAAGUUAAGCCUUGCUGAAAUAGAAAUAACAAAGCCAAAACACAACCUGUCAUACAACGAACACAAAGCAGUCAAAGAACUGCAAAACAAUACUGCCAUCAACCUUAAACGUGCUGACAAAGGCACCACAACAGUGAUUCUCAACAAGAGGGACAAAAUUCAAGAGGCCCAGGUUCAGCUCGACAACAGAGACCACUACCGACCUCUUGAAAACCCCAUGGUCACUGACACAUUAAAAAAAGUUAAUGAGCUUAUUGCUCAACUGCACAAUGGCAAACAUUUAGACGAUAUGACAAAAAAGUGGCUUUCACAGACUCCCAAUCCGCCCAGAAUACCGAUUUUCUACACUUUAACAAAAAUCCACAAACCUUUGCCACCUAUUGCUCAAAAGCAAAAAUCGUAUCUCAAAGAUACGACUGAUUUCAUCAACUUUAUAGAGAAAACGCAAGUGUCAAAUGAUACUAUUUUAGUAUCAAUGGAUGUAACAAGCUUGUACACAAACAUCCCACAAGAAGAGGGUAUCACAAUAGUAUGCCAAGCAUACGAAAAAUACCACAAUAACAACCCUCCCAUUCCGUCCCACUACUUAAAACAAAUGCUCGGGCUUAUACUGAAAGAAAAUUCGCUCCAGUUCAACGGAGUAAACUAUCUCCAAUGUUUUGGAACUGCCAUGGGAACACGAAUGGCGGUUGCUUUCGCCAAUCUCUUUAUGGCAGAAAUUGAAACAAAACUGCUUCACCAAAGCAGUAUCAAGCCGAGAGUAUGGAAGCGUUACAUUGACGACGUUUUCUCCCUGUGGGAUGUUCGUAAACAAGACAUUGAUCUAUUCAUAGAACAAGCUAACACGUUCCAUCCAACUAUAAAGUUCACGGCUGAAAUCUCAGAGACUGAAAUCACAUUCUUAGACACGGUUGUCUACAAAGGCCACCUCUACUUUGUUAUGAAUAUGCCUCCACCUGGAAAUGAGAAAUCUUUCCACAGCAAAUUGGCAACAAAUGGCAAAAGAGGGGCUAAUUGUCACACAGGGUUGUGUCACAAUGUGGAGGCCCCUAAGCCAAGGAUGUAA
Messenger RNA from Pocillopora verrucosa, 1674 nucleotides. Lineage: Eukaryota; Metazoa; Cnidaria; Anthozoa; Scleractinia; Pocilloporidae. The record is from RefSeq and is a predicted model, not a curated record.